UUCGUUUCAACAAACUUCCUGGUUUUUCCCGUAAAUAGUAUCGCUUGUUCAAAACACUAUCCCCAUUCGCCAGGGUCAGCACUUCGAGACCUUGACCUUUGAAUUCUGGAUCGGAUGGGGAGGUGGGCACUCAGCCUCAGGGACUCUUGGGUGCCCCCUAAAAACCAGAAAGCAAGGGUGGGAAGAAUUGGGUUUUGAAGGCCGAGAAGGGGCGGGCAGGAAGCAAUUGCCAGGAAGCGGUUGGGCAAUCCUGCCCCUGCCCUUCGCUGCCCGGCCGGGCUGUGUCCCUAUGAGGAACAAGAACAGGGUGGUGCGGGGACUUCCUCUUGUCUGAACCCUGCCCCCAAGCCAAGCAGGUAUAAGACCACCAGCCCCAGGCCCAGGAAUCCCAGAGGAAGAAGAGAAGAGCCACCAUGUCCCCUCGGAGCAGAGAGCAACAGCAGAGAACAGGGGGCUGCAAGCCCUGCCUUUCGAGAACCCUGUUCCUGCUAGUGCUGUCUGUGGCCUCAGCCCAGGGGGACAUCCCAAGCCCCAGAGAGUGCCUGACGUACCAGUCGGACAGCGGCAGCUCUGUCUCCUGCUACUCACCCUCCACGUUCCCCAGCCCCCUCCCCGGGGACACCACACACCUGUCUGUGGAGUUCUCCAGCCUGACCCAGCUGCCAGCUGAUGCCCUGCGGGGUGCCCCCGGCCUCCAAGAGCUGCAUCUUUCCAGCAACCAUCUGGAGGAGCUGCCGGCCAAGCUCCUGGUGCCCGUGCCUGGCCUGAAGGUGCUGGAUCUCACGAGAAAUGCCCUGACUCAGCUGCCCCCUGGCCUCUUCCAGGCCUCAGCCGCCCUGCACACGCUGGUGUUGAAGAACAACCGGCUGCAGGUCCUGCAGGCCUCGUGGCUGCGCGGCCUGAAGGCGCUGGGCUUCUUGGACCUGUCUGGGAACCGCCUCCGAGCACUGACCCCUGGGCUGCUGGCCAACUUCAGCUUCCUGCGCACCCUGGACCUCGGGGACAACCAGCUGGAAGACUUGCCAGCUGACCUCCUGCAGGGCCCGCUGGACCUGGAACGGCUGGAUCUACAGGGCAACCGAUUGCAGGUGCUUGGUGAGGACCUGCUCUCGCCCCAGCCCGGCCUGCGCUACCUUUUUCUCAGUGACAACAGGCUGGCCUUGGUGGCGGCUGGCGCCUUCCGAGGCCUGAGGCAGCUGGACAUGUUGGACCUCUCCAAUAACUUCCUGAGCACUGUGCCCAAAGGGCUCUGGGCAUCCCUGGGAAAGCCCGCCCGGAACAUGCAGGAAGGCUUUGACCUAUCCGGCAACCCCUGGGUCUGUGACCGGAACCUGGAUGACCUCUUUCGCUGGCUGGUGGCCAACAGGCACAGGAUGUUCUCCCAGAAUGGCACCUGCUGCGCCGGCCCGGAAGCCUUGAGGGGCCAGGCACUCCUGGCAGUGGCAGGGUCCCGCUGAGGUGUGGGGCUCUUGGCACCCCACUUUGUAGAUGCUCCCGCCUUCUGUGGCUGAGAUCCAAGGCUUGCUGGUGCUGCUAGGACCCAUUUGGGCCACGCUCCCCCAAAUCUAUGGUGUGCUUUCCAGUUUUCCUGCCUUUGCUCACCCUGUGCCCUCGAGCUGUGACGCUGUCCUCGGUUGCCAGCAUCGCUUGGUCUCUGGGCUCCCACAGACUCGAUGUCCCUCUCCCUGGCCGAGUGCCGACCUCACCAGAGUUGUCUCCGACUGCCUCAUCUUCCCCAGUUUAGGGGGCUCUUGAGUCCUGAGCCUGGGGCCCAGCUCCCUUGAGCCAGAAUCACCCCAGCGUGUUAAUAAAUAACUGUUGAACGGAAUGGGAUAAAUCACAGUUGGGGGCUUCUUUCUUUCUUUUUUUUUUUGGUACCAGGGAUUGUACUCGGGACCUUGGACUUGUGUGUCAGGCGCUGGAACCACUGAGCUAAAUCCCUGGCCCCUAUUCAGGGUUUCUUGCCUUUCCCCAAUAGAUGUCCUUGGUCCCCAGGAUGUUAAUGUCUUUUUGGGGGGUUUUUUGGUAUCAGGGAUUGAACUCAGGUCCUUGCGCUUGCGCAGCAGGUGGCGAAACCACUGAGCUAAAUCCCGGCCCAAACCCCAGGAUGAAAGAGAAAAACUGAGAGGCGGGACUCAGAGCCUGGGGGUCACUCAUGGACGGCACUUGAGAUCAGAUGGCCACUGGCUUCUCUCCCUCCCCCAUCCCAGGACUUCGUUGGAAAUAAAACCCUGACCAUUUGCC
Molecule: messenger RNA, 2244 nt
Organism: Heterocephalus glaber (naked mole-rat)
Lineage: Eukaryota; Metazoa; Chordata; Mammalia; Rodentia; Bathyergidae
Gene: Lrg1
Product: leucine rich alpha-2-glycoprotein 1
Molecular function (GO): protein binding
Source: RefSeq, a predicted model, not a curated record